AUGAUUAACAUGUAAUGGUAUAACUUUUCAGAAAAUGCCAUAUUGGAUUGCAUAUAUCAUGAAAUAGAGAAAACAUUCUAUGUGCUGGACAUCAUGAAUUGGAAGGACCACCCUGUUUAUGAUAGUGAUACUGACUUUCGUUUUUUCUGGAUGAUGAGCAAAAUGCAGGAGAUUCCAGAGGUUGGGGAAGUCAGCAAAUUGAAUCCAUACAAAUUCAUACCACUUCAGUAUCAUAGCUGUAAGAAAGAGAAUCUAGAAGAGUUAUUUAAAUCAACAACAACACAGUUUGAUGGUUGUCUAUUCUACCACAAGCAAGCCCACUACACGUUUGGUGCAUCUCCUUUAGUUGUUUGGUUAAAACCGUACAUGGUCGGAGAACUGCUUGGCAUUGAAAUUCCAGAUUGUAUGUUGCAACAGAAACCGGCGAACUAUUCUACGUAUGCUGCGCACAUGCAACAGGUGAAGGACAGGAAAGAGCACUUUGCGAAGGAGCUUGAGGAAAAGAAAGCGCAUAGGAAACAGAAACGUGGACAAGAUCGGUCAAAACAAUUUAAGAUGGAUGUAAGUCGAGAAUGUGAUGUUUCUGAUACUAGUAUAAGUAAUGAGGGGAAUAUCUCAAAAUCUAGCGUGAAUGACAGUAAUGUUAGUGAAGAUAUGGAACACCAGGUUGUUGCCAAUGGUAACAAUGUAACAUAAAUAUUGCAGUUAAAUAUAAUUUUAUGAAAUAAUGCAAAAAUUUGUGCUUAAAGUUCUUUUAACCAUGAAAAUUGAAGCUGCACAUGUAUUUCUUUUACUGUUGAACAGUUUGAUAUAACGUUUUUAGUUAUAGAAGUUUAGUUUAGUUUUAGAUUUUUUCCCCUUGAUAGAGUUGGAUAAUUUUCUUUUUUAAUGCACCAAAAUAGGGAAGAUCCCUGUAUUAGUUAUUGUUAAAAAGAUACUGUUAAAAGAAUUUUUUUUUAUGCUCCCGGAAGGUGUGCUAAUAGUCGUCGCUCCCUCUGUCCGUCCGUCCGCUUUUCUUGUCCGGGGACAUAACUUUGAAACAACAAAAGGUAUCAACAUGAAACUUUGUAGGUAGAUAGAUCUCAUUAAGUAGGUGUGCAAUGCACAAGAACCAUAACUCUGCCGUGCCUAAUUUUUGAAUUAUUGCCCUUUGUUUAUUUUUACACUUUGAAUUUUGUCUGGGACGUAACUCUAAAACUAUAAGAGGUAUCAACAUGAAACUUUGUAGGUAGAUAUAUCUUAUUGAAUAGGUGUGCAGUGCACAAGAACUGUAACUCUGCCUUGCCUAAUACUUGAAUUAUUGCCCUUUGUUUAUUUUUACACUUUGAACUUUGUCCGGUAAAUUACUCUAAAACUAUAAGAGGUAUCAAACAUGAAACUUUGUAGGUAGGUAGAUCUCAUUGAGUAGAAGUGGAUUGUUAAAGAACCAUAACUCUGUCUUGCCUAAUUUUGGACUUAUUGCCCUUUGUUUUUUUUUACACUUUGAACUUUGUCCAGGACAUUUCUGUAAAUCUAUAAGAGAUAUCAACAUGAAACGUUUUAGGUAGAUAGGUCUUAUUGUGUUGAAGUGCAUUGUGAAAGAACCAUAACUCUGCCUUGCCUUAUUUUGGAGUUUUUGCCCUUUGUUCAUUUUUAUACUUGAACUUUGUCCUGGACAUUACUCUAAAACUAUUUGUCCUGGAGAUUACUCUAAAACUAUAAGAGAUAUCACCAUGAAACUUUGUAGGUAGAUAGAUCUCAUUUGAUAGAACUGCAAUGCUAAAGAACCUAAACACAGCCUUGUCUAAUUUUGGAGUUAUUGCCCUUUGUUAAUUUUUACACUUUGAAUUUUACCCGGGACAUAACUCUGAAACUAUAAGAGAUAUCAUCACGAAACUUUAUAGAAAGAUAGAUCUUAUUGAAUAGAAGUGCAGUGCGUAAAACCAUAACUCUGCCUUGCCUUAUUUUGGAGUUUUUGCCUUUUGUUCAUUUAUUUUAUAUUUUCCUAAGUCAUUGUUUACAAAUGGAAGGAUAUUAUAAUCAAUGUUACUUUCAAGUUGAUAAAUCAAUGUUCAUAACAGGGAGGAUAUUUCUAUGUUUGUACAAAAGAAAAGGUAUUUUAAUGUUUAUAAAUCAAUGUUUACAAUAGGGAAAUUGUUUCAAUGUUGAUAAAUCAUGUUUACAACAGGAAGGUUUUUAAAUUUUGAUAAAUCAAUUUUUACCACUUGACAGGUUUUAUAAUGUUGAUAAUUUUUUACAUUGGAGAAGGUUAUUUAUUGUGAUAAGUCAAUGUUUACAAGAGGAAGGUUGUUAUAAUGUUGAUGUAUCAGGAAAGAUACUAUAAUGAAAAAUCAUUGUAACUGUCAAGUUGAUAAAUCAAUGUUACUUUCAAGUUGAUUAAUCAAUGUUUACAAUAGGGAAGGAAAGGCACAAACACUGUUGAGUAAAAAUUGCUGUUUUACUUUUGUUUUUGUUUUGCUUGUUUUAUUGCCAUUUAUUUUGAUAAGAAAUUCCAUUUA
Molecule: messenger RNA, 2498 nt
Organism: Ruditapes philippinarum (Manila clam)
Lineage: Eukaryota; Metazoa; Mollusca; Bivalvia; Venerida; Veneridae
Product: snurportin-1-like
Exons: 4
Coding region: 94-696 (200 amino acids)
Biological process (GO): snRNA import into nucleus
Cellular component (GO): nucleus; cytoplasm
Source: RefSeq, a predicted model, not a curated record